CCAUUUUACGUCCGCACGUCCAUGGACAUGAAAUGGACGUCCAUCGUAUGUCCAAUUUUGGACGUCCAUUAAUGGUCCAUUUUUAAACGUCCAUAGGACAUUCGAUCUCGGCAUUAAUCGGGAAGUGCGUCAUUAGCGUGCAGCCAAAUGACUAUGAACGUUAAGUGCAUGAUUCUUUACCUAUAUCCUUUUGUCAAGUAAGCCAAGUCUAGUACUCAUGUCUGUUACAUGACUGUGGCUUUAUUCUGAUAUGCAUUUUGCUAGUACUGAAAAUCUAUAAUUUACGUUUAUAUUUUAUAGACUUUUAGUACAGGCAUUGUAUUUCGGAACACGGGCUGAAUUUACUCCUUCAUAGUCGCGCAUGCGCAAGAAAAACCGGCCCUUGAUCAUCACUGGUCUCAUAGAAAAGUUCUAUGACUGGUCUCGCCAGUAUCGUCUCAUCGAGAAAUCGGCAACCGCCUUUGUGCUUGUGACUUAAUCGUGUUCUAAAUUUCGUUCUACGUUUUUUUGAUAGCAAUUUUCCAUUUAUUGUUAUAAAACAGCGAACAUUUCAGCAUUUUACAAUCUAGGCUGCUCGUGAAUUCCGGAUCUCUCUACGUGCAACUUCUUCGGAUCUUAAUUGAAGAGAAUUACAUGGAUUGAAAUAGAUUUUCAUGGCUAAGAAGAUCAACACUUGACGCAAAAUGGCCAAACCGACGUGGACAAUUAUUAAAUUUACAGCAGAUAACACUGUUGAAGCAGUACCAUCAACUUGGAUAGAACAUAGCAAAUGUUAUUGGCCUCCAUUUAAAUAUGAACAAAUUAUCGCUGCAAUUAGAAAAAACGUAGAACGAAAUACAUGUUGGCCAUCUUAUGAUAUCAUUACGUUUCGGAACAGCACAUAUGAUGACUAUAAUGUGGCAAGACAAAAAACAAAAAAGGCUGAAUGUACAUCCGAUUUAAACUCAGAAGUUGAGGAUACAAAAAGAAAAAGGACAAGAAAUCCGUUGUUUGUGAGUGACACCUGCAGUGAUAGCGAUCAGGAAAACAACGCUCCGACAAAACAGAAACACGUUAAAGAGAACAAAGUGGUGAAAAAAAAGAUUAGGACUGCAGACUCUAGUGAAGAGUCUGACGAGUCUGAAAGCACUCUUCCAAAACCUCCGCAAAUAACAGAAUCUAUUAAUAUUAAGAAGAGUUUAAACGUAAGCACGAAUGGAGUAACCGGACAAAAUUUAAUUACCAAAGUUAGCGAACAAACACCAAGUACAUCAACGUGUAAUUUACUAAAUAGCAAUUAUGAUGUAUGCGACACACAGAUAAAUUUGAAUAAUGUUUUCCCCGCAACCACUCCAGAUGAUGGCUGUAAUGCAAACUAUUUCAAAGAAAUUAUUCGCCAGCAAGGCUACUUUCGAACUCAGUUGUGGCAGAUAGUAGACGAUUUGAGAGAAAUGAAAAAUGUCAUAACCGGUUUAAAUCUGCGGCAAGAUCAGGAUAACAACCAACAGCAGGAUAUAAGAUCUAUUUAUUCUUCUUUUGAUCUACCGUUAAAAACUGUAGAAAAUAUUGAGACCGUGGAGCAAUUUUUAAGAACUGAAGAGAACUUUAAACGCUCGACUACCGAAACAUGUAAAAUAGGAGGCACCUCUCCUUACAAUUUUAUCAAACGAAGUUUGUGCCGAUUGAUUACUAAUGAACUUGCACAACAAUAUAGUUGGUUAGGUGCUAAACUCAAAAAAAAAUUUUGUAAUCUUCGAAUUACGAAAAUGUUAUUAGCUGCAGGUGCUGAAUAUUCUAAUUCGACGUACAGUGAAAUAGAACUAGAGAAGGCCAUACAGAAAUGGUUAAAAAGGGCUAAAGAACGAUAUGACGCUGAAAGAAAAAAACUUGAAGCACAUGAAAAUCGCCGAUUGUUGUAGACAUUGUAACAUUUCUUACAAUUUCUAGAACCAUAGAAAAUCUGCUGGAGUUAAUACAAGGGGAAUCAAAAUUCUUUCAGAAGUGAUAGCGGACAACGUACAAUUGCAGUGAAACUACUUUCACUUUAUAGAUAUUAAUAUAAAUAUAAGUGAUUUCUAAACACCACUUAUAGUUUCAAUCCAAAGUUAUCCAAAGUUAUAAGUCCACUUAUAGUUUCAUUCAAUUACGAAAUAACGUAAGAAGACUGAUUUGCUCUUAUUUUUGUUACUUAUAUAACUUAUACAUACAUACAUAUAUUUAUACAUGCGCGCGUGUGUAAGGUAAGGUUGCCGAAAUUGCACCACUUUUGAAAUAACUAAAUUAUAAUAAAUAUAUAUUUUUAAGUUCUAUUUGUUAAGUUUUAUUAAGUUGAAUUUUUAGGCGAUGUGGUGUGAUUCAGGAGCCGGUGCGGCAACCUUCCCCUAUAUGUAUGUAUUUAUAAAUUUCUACAACUAGUUAUGCUACGACGCAUAGAAAAAUAUUAAACUCGUUAAGAAAGUGCAAAGAUUUUAUUCUGAUAUUUUAUAAAUAGUAAAGAUAAAAAGAUUAAAAGGUUGUGAACGUUGUUUAUUUUGUAAAAGAUCGCACUGCGCAUAUCUUAAUGUUACGUUCGUUUUUAUUUUUUAUUUCGCAUAUGUAUAAUCAAAUAACGAAAUAUAAUUUCUGCAGUUAAACCAUGUGCAAACUCAAUUGAGUGAAAGACUGUCCAUUAUUACAUUAAAAAUUUGUGUGUACAGUUAUAUAAUAUGUAUAUGCAUAUAUAUAUAUAUAUAAUAUAUA
Molecule: messenger RNA, 2718 nt
Organism: Solenopsis invicta (red fire ant)
Lineage: Eukaryota; Metazoa; Arthropoda; Insecta; Hymenoptera; Formicidae
Exons: 9
Coding region: 684-1898 (404 amino acids)
Source: RefSeq, a predicted model, not a curated record